GCCAAAAGCGAAUCCCAGCGCCGGGGCUCGGCAGAGGCUCCGUCGGCUCCCGGCCCCGCUCCUUGCCCAAGCGUCUGCGCUGCGCACACGUCCCAGCCAUGGCAAGAAACCACCAAGUGCAGAAGGCCAAGCUGGCCGAGCAGGCUGAGCGCUACGAGGACAUGGCAGACUUCAUGAAGGCGGUGGUGGAACACGGGGACGAGCUGUCCAACGAGGAGCGCAACCUCCUGUCCGUUGCCUACAAGAACGUGGUGGGGUGCCAGCGCUCGGCGUGGAGGGUCAUCUCCAGCAUCGAGCACAAAACCGAAGAGGGGGAUGACAAAGCGCAGCUGGUGAAUGAGUAUCGGGAGAAGGUGGAGCGGGAGCUGAAUGGGGUCUGCAAGAACGUGCUGGCCUUGCUGGACAAGUAUCUCAUCAAGAAGGCGAGCGAUGCUGAGAGCAAGGUCUUCUACCUGAAGAUGAAGGGCGACUAUUUCCGAUACCUGGCCGAGGUGGCCACCGGGGACGACCGCAAGAAGACGAUAGACAACGCCCAGGAAGCCUACCAAGAGGCCAUGGACAUCAGCAAAAAGGAGAUGCAGCCCACGAACCCCAUCCGCCUGGGGCUGGCCCUCAACUUCUCCGUCUUCCACUACGAGAUCGCCAAUGCCCCCGAACAGGCCAUCUCCCUGGCCAAGACCACCUUCGACGAGGCCAUGGGGGACCUGCACACGCUCAGCGAAGACUCCUACAAGGACAGCACCCUCAUCAUGCAGCUGCUCAGGGACAACCUCACGCUAUGGACAGCCGAGUGCGCCGGAGAAGACGGCGGCGAGGCUGGCGAAGAGCCCAAGAACUGAACCAGCCCCCAUGGAGCCGGGGACUGGCCUCCACCUGCCUUCCCCCACCCCUCCAGUCCCUUCGGCAUCUCCUCGUAGUUUUCUUUGUUUUUGGUUAUUUUUGUGGUUAUUUUUUGGGGGGGGGGGGAGGGAAGGCAUCUCGGCUCCCACACAGCCCCCCCCAGCCUGGAUGCCGGGAAGGUGGAUUUGGCAUGGCACCCCACCCCUCCCCUCUCCCCCAUCUUCUGCUCUGGGGUGGGGGAAAGGAGGGAGAGGGGGUUCCUCCACCCCAGCCUCCUGCCAGCCCCUCACUAUUUAACAUUUGGGGGGGGGGGGCAGCCUGGUCUAUGCUGGCUCCAAACCCCCUAUUUUGGAGGGCUGGAGCUGUGAUGGGAGGAGGUGAGGGGCCGAGGGGGGGUCCGGGCAGCCCCCCCAUCUCGGAAGGGGGUGAUUUGAAUUGCCAAAGCCUCCAAUAAACCGUCUCCUGCACCCCUGC
Molecule: messenger RNA, 1314 nt
Organism: Strigops habroptila (Kakapo)
Lineage: Eukaryota; Metazoa; Chordata; Aves; Psittaciformes; Psittacidae
Gene: SFN
Product: stratifin
Exons: 1
Coding region: 99-839 (246 amino acids)
Biological process (GO): signal transduction
Cellular component (GO): cytoplasm
Molecular function (GO): protein kinase binding
Source: RefSeq, a predicted model, not a curated record